Messenger RNA from Fopius arisanus, 6836 nucleotides. It is a transcript of the gene crb, whose product is annotated as crumbs. NCBI's taxonomy places the organism in Eukaryota, Metazoa, Arthropoda, Insecta, Hymenoptera, Braconidae. The record is from RefSeq and is a predicted model, not a curated record. Gene Ontology annotation, molecular function: zinc ion binding; calcium ion binding. The transcript is spliced from 9 exons. Bases 112 to 6597 code for a protein of 2161 amino acids.
AACAAUGCAUGGCACAAUGUCAAUCUAUUCUUCAGACUGGGGAAUCUCACCCUCACUGCAGCUGGCCAUACCCAGAUUGUCGCUAAUGCCACAUAUAAUUCACCUAUUCUCAUGCUUUCUGACUACAACGUCAACGGCACGUUAAUCGUCGGUGAAGGAUUCAAGGGAUGCAUUCUCCAGGGACCCGGAAUUCUCUUCAAUAAUUCAAUCAAUUAUGGCGCUGUACUCGGUACCUGUCCGUCUGAUAACAAAGGAUGUGGACCGAAUAGCCUUGCCGGUAGCCUCACAGCAUCGACAUCUGAGAUGGAUUAUUGUCACCACGAACCGUGCAUGAUGCACGGAAAAUGUGUAUCGCGACAGGAUCGUUACGAGUGCCAGUGUUACGCCCGAUAUUCUGGCAAAAACUGUCAGAUUGAUAAUGGUUCUCCGUGCAAAAAUAAUCCCUGUAAAAAUAUGGGGACAUGCAGCGAAGAUGAAAAAGGUGAUUACAGCUGCAUUUGUCCAUCGGGUUGGACAGGUCCCUUGUGUGAUUCUCAAUUAGGUGUUCGUUUUUGUGAUGAAAAUCCCUGCAAGAACAAGGGAGUCUGUCUCGUUCUCAGCGAUAUUGACUACAAAUGUGAUUGCACGCCAGGCUGGACCGGAAGAACAUGUGAAAUCGAUAUCAAUGAGUGUGCAUCAAAUCCAUGUAAGAAUGGAGGAAUUUGCAUAGAUGGAAUGGACAAUUACACCUGUAGAUGUGAAAGCACAGGAUACGAGGGUAAAAAUUGUGAAGUGAAUAUUAACGAGUGUUUGAACAACAAUCCGUGUUUGAACAAGGGAAAAUGUUAUGACAACUACGGUGGAUACGUGUGCCACUGUCCAGAGGGUUUCGAGGGUCAAAAUUGUGAAUUAAAUCUCAAUGAGUGCUUGUCCAGCCCCUGCAAGAAUGGAGGAACUUGUGUCGAUGAUGUUGGCACGUAUCACUGCAAUUGUAUAUCUGGAUAUGCUGGACAUCACUGCGAACGUCGUAGUCUUUGUGAAAAUGCGGCAUGUCCGACGAACAGUAUCUGCUUAGAUAUCAAGGGGGGACCACAGUGCGUGUGCAAACCCGGCUUCAUGGGUAAUCCACCUAAUUGCACUAUCAACUACUGCGCUAGUAAUCCAUGCGUCAAUGGUGGCACGUGUACCAGCGAUAACGAUGGCUACAAUUGUACCUGUCCGUCUGAAUGGAAAGGAUCAUCCUGUCACAUUCCUGUAUCUGACUGGUGCUCCGCUUGUUAUAACGGUGGAACAUGUGUUGAAACAAUUCACGGUACCAUGUGCCAAUGUCCAAGAUUCUGGAGUGGACCUCAGUGCAAGGAACCAGUGACGUGUCGUGACCUACCCUGUAGACAAGCAACGUCCUGUCAUGAUUACCCGGGAGGUUACUAUUGUAACUGCGAGGCGGGUUGGACUGGCCCGGAAUGUGCUGUUGAUAUCGACGAGUGCUCCAGUGAUCCAUGCCGCAACGGAGGGGUUUGCAUCGAUCAGAUCAAUUCAUAUUGGUGCCAAUGUCUGCCUGGUGCUACUGGUAAAAACUGUCACAUCAACGUAGAUGAGUGUUCAUCACAGCCUUGUUUGAACGGCGGUACGUGCACAGACGGUAACAAUGGUUACAAAUGCAACUGCACCAAGGAUUACAUGGGUGAUCACUGCGAACGGGAGUACGACGCUUGUGCAGUAAAUCCUUGCGAGAACAACGGUAAUUGUUCACUUCUAUCUCGAUCAAAACACGAUUUUACAUGUACCUGUCCCCGGGGCUUCGAGGGUACCCUGUGCGAAAUAAAUAUUGACGAUUGUCUCGGCGUAAUUUGCCCAGGAGAUAAUCAAAUUUGCGUCGAUGGAAUCGGUGGUUCCGAGUGUAAAUGCAAAAAAGGAUACAGAGAGCCAAAUUGUACUCAAAUAAUCGACGAGUGCGUUAACAAACCAUGCAAAAACGGCACCUGUAUUGAUUUAGCUGAUAAGGGUUAUCACUGCAACUGUUCACCAGGAUUCACAGGUGUUCACUGCGAUAGCGAUAUCAAUGAGUGUGAAUUGCUUGGUAAUGCGUCUUGCAACAAUGGUAUUUGCGUAAAUACAUUGGGAAGUUACAAUUGCUACUGCAGACCGGGAUUUUCCGGUGAUCACUGUGACGUUGACAUUAAUGAGUGCCUCUGUGGUCCUUGCAAAAAUAAUGCCACUUGCAUUGACAAGAUAAAUGCAUUCGAGUGUCUCUGUCCACCGGGCUACGGUGGCAAAACAUGUCACGUUGAUGUCAACGAAUGCGAGAGCAAUCCCUGCAAAAAUAAUGCAGCAUGCAUCGAUCAAAUAGCGGCUUACACUUGCGUAUGCACUGCUGGUUUUACCGGUCAAAAUUGUGAGACUAACAUCGACGACUGCAAAUCUCAGCCAUGCCUCAAUAACGGCAAAUGCAUCGAUGGCAUUAAUAAUUACACCUGCGACUGCUCGGAGACUGGCUUCGAGGGUAUCCAGUGUGAAACAAAUAUCAACGAGUGCUUGUCCAAUCCGUGCGUCAACGAGGGAAUCUGUAUGGACGACAUUAAAACGUACAAGUGUCGAUGCCAUCCAGGCUAUGCUGGUCAAAAUUGUGAGAUUGAUAUUAACGAGUGUGAGAGCUCACCCUGCCAGUACAAUGGUACGUGUUUAGAGAGAUCUAAUAAGGAAUUAUAUAAGAGUAAUGCCAAAAAUUUGCCAGCUAUAUUUACCCAAGAAUUUAAUUAUGCUAAUGCCAGUGGUUACGAGUGCCUCUGUGUUCAGGGAUUGAUUGGUAAAAAUUGUGAAAAGAAUAUAAACGAGUGCGAGAGCAAUCCGUGUUUAGCUGGCACUUGUAAGGAUAGAAUUGGUGGAUAUACGUGCGAGUGUGAGGAGGGAUUUGAGGGUGAUCACUGCCAGCAUGAUAUAGACGAGUGCAUGAGAUAUCAGCCGUGCAUUCAUGGAAGUUGUAUCGAUGGUAGGGCUGAUUAUUUUUGCAAUUGUCAGCCGGAGUACGGGGGUAAAAAUUGCUCAGUUAAACUCAUCGGGUGUCAGGGUAAUGCGUGUCAAAAUGGUGGUACAUGUUGGCCGUAUUUGUUGAAUGAUACAGAGCACAGAUUCAAUUGCACAUGUCCAAAUGGCUUUCACGGUGAUAUCUGUAAUCACGUAACGACCAUGUCUCUGAGCGGAAGUUCUUAUGUCAUGGUAAAUACCAGUAGAGACGAGGGAUAUGACAUUCAGUUCAGAUUCAGAACAACAUUACCCAGUGGAUUGCUGGCAAUGGGCAAAGGUACGACUUUUUAUAUUCUCGAAUUAGUCAAUGGUAAACUCAAUUUACAUUCCAGUAUAUUGAAUAAGUGGGAAGGGGUGUUUAUCGGCAGUGAAUUGAAUGAUGCCAAGUGGCAGAGAGUAUUUGUUACUAUCAAUGCAACGCAUUUGGUACUCUCGGCAAAUGACGAACAGACGAUUUAUCCAAUUAAUCUUAAUGAGAGCCCGUCAGUUUCACCAACGACAUUUCCAACAACUUACGUAGGAGGUACCAUAAGGUAUCUGCAAAAAUUAGCCCAUGGACCACAUCUGUUUGUGGGAUGUGUUGAAGAUGUUGUUAUAAAUGGUGAAUGGAUUUACUCUGGAAUGGAGUCGGACUCUGUUCUGAUGGAUCGAAUUGAGGCAUCGUGUCCCAGAGAAGAGCAGUGCUCACCGAAUCCAUGCAAGGCUGGAGGACACUGUACAGACAGGUGGAGAGACUUCUUCUGCGAAUGUGAGCGUCCUUAUCUCGGUCAUACCUGUCAAUAUAACAUGACAGCUGCCACAUUUGGCUAUGAAAACAUAACAAAUGGCUACGUAACCGUUAAAGUAUCGGAUUCAGCUAGAAGAGCUGUUAGAACAAUUGUCGAUAUAUCGAUGUUCAUAAGAACUCGUCAACAGCGUGGUGAUAUUUUCUAUCUCGGUUCUGAGCCAAACACACCAUCUCAGCAAUCGCAACAAGAAAACACAUACAUCGCUGCUCAAUUGGAGGGUGGUGAGCUCCUAAUUAGAAUGCAAUUUAAUGAAACAGAAGCGUAUACCGUUGGCGGUGUAAAACUCAAUGAUGGAAAUAAUCAUUUGAUUCAGGUUAUCCGAAAUAUGACUCUUGUUCAAGUGAAAAUCAAUGGGACCGAGUAUUUUAGAAAGACUAUUAGCACAACGGGAGCCCUCAAUGUGACUGUGUUGUAUCUAGGAGGAUUUCCUCAAACAUCGAGAUACAUCAGACAAGUCGAAACAACGAGACAGACUUCAUCCUCGAUGUCCGAUAUGCAGGUGAUGCCCCAGGUUAACUUCAAAGGAGUCAUUCAGGAUGUACAGAUUUCUAAUGGCAUUGAUAGUAUGGUCGUUGAAUUUUAUCCUCUCAGAGCGAAGGAUAUACCUAAACCAAUUCAAUUUGGUAAUGUGUCAUUUGAUAAUGAGAAAGUACUUGCUGGAGUUAUUUCUGAUAAUGUCUGUGAUAGUAAUCCAUGCUUUCACAAUGGCACGUGUCACGUUACCUGGAACGAUUUUUGGUGUCAGUGUCCAAGAGGCUACACUGGUAAAACUUGUCAAGAGAUGGAAUUCUGUCAGCUCCAGGACUGUCCCGCUGGCUCAAAAUGUCAGAAUUUGGAUGGGGGAUAUGAAUGUAUUGCUAAUGCAACGUUCAAUGGUAAUGACACGUUAUUCACUUACGUUUAUGAGAACCAGAUGUUGAAUAAAAAUUACAGCGAUGUGUCACAGGUGAAUAUCGAAACUAUUGAAAUCAAUUACAGAUCGAAUUUAGGUGGCACUUUAAUGCACAUAUCUCAGUUCUCCACUUCUGUCAAAUCAGAAUGGACAGAUAGAUAUUUUAGUAUAUCAGUUUACAAAGAUAUUGUCACUGUUUCGUGGAGACUGUCAAGUGAUCACAAUCAGGACACUAUGACAUUUGGCAAGGAACAACCUGAUGGCAAUUGGACCUCAAUUAUUAUUCGAUUGAAUAGUAAUUCGUUGAUAUGUGGAUACAAAAAUGGAAUAGAUGAAGUGCCAAUGGAGAGUGCCAGCUCGAGAUUCAAUUUUUCCGAGUGGUAUGAAUUGCUGGCAUCUGGUACAGUGACACUCGGUGGCUCGUUCCCUAAUUACUGGAACAUUAACAGCUACAUAACGGACAACAGCUCAUUAUCCAAAGGAAUUAACGGUAAUAGUGUUGAUUUGAUAACUGAAAGAAAAUUUGUACUUACAACACCAGUGCCAAUGCAGGAAAUAAUAUCAGGUGGAUCGUUCAAGGGAUGUCUUGGUGAAGUUAGAAUAGGCCAAAUGCUCCUCCACUAUUUCACUUUUGAUCAAGUAUAUGGAAAUGCUAAUUUCACACCAGUGGAGUAUCUAUCACUGCAAAUUGAUAACAACAAUAACAACACGAUGAAUGAAAAUAAAAGCAGUAACAUCGGGUGUCGAUUGUGUUUUGAAUAUGAUUGCCAGAACAGCGGCCACUGUCUGGACGAAUUAAACAGUUACAUCUGUAAUUGUCCAGCUGGUUAUACCCAGGACGACUGCUCAGAGGAUAUUGAUGAAUGUCUCGAUAAUAAUUGCCAGAAUAAUUCAACCUGUGUCGAUGGAAUAGCCAAUCACACGUGUAUCUGUAACAAAGGCUGGCAGGGUUGGCUCUGCGAUAAUGACAUCAAUGAAUGCGUUACAAACAGUCCAUGCCAGCACGAUGGAGUCUGUGUAAAUCUGCCAGGCUCAUUCAGGUGCGAAUGUCCAGAUCAAUUCACUGGUGAUCUCUGUCAAGACUUCAGACUCAUAACGUGUGAGAAUAAUCCAUGCAAAAAUGGCUCAACUUGUACUGAUAUUGUUAAUAAAAAAACCGGUGAUAAUUUCACGUGCACUUGCAUGCCAGGAUAUGAGGAUACCCUCUGCGAGACACCUUAUUGUAUUGCUAACAAUUGUCAAAAUGGUGGCAGAUGUGAUUUCUUAUAUCAGGCGCCACAGUGCACCUGUCCCUUAGGCUUCACUGGGGCAUAUUGCGAGAUAAAUAUUGAUGAUUGCGCUGUCGAUUCCGAGGGUAAUGUACCGUGUAAAAAUGAUGGGUUGUGCAUUGAUGGGAUAAAUAGCUUCAGUUGUAAUUGCACUGGUACUGGUUAUACUGGAGCUGAUUGCAGUAUUGAUGUUGAUGAAUGCGCAUCAAGGAGUACAGACUGUGGAUAUGGUAGAUGUGUUAAUCUUCGAGGUAGAUAUCAGUGUGAUUGUGAAAUAGGAUUUUGCGGAGCUGAUUGUAAAAUGCUUGAUCCAUGUAACGAGGAUAUGUGCAUGAAUGGUGGUACGUGUGUGUGUAAUGAAAAUAGCGGAUACGUUUGUCAAUGUGUCGAUGGAUAUAUUGGGCAGAAUUGUACCGAGUCAGAGCAUCUGUUGGGCAGUCCAGCGUUGGGUAUUGCUGUUAUUGUCGGUCCAAUUGUAGCUAUUUUAUUGCUCAUUGCUAUUGGCUCUUUAACGGCAUUCUUUAUGAUGGCUAGGAAAAAAAGGGCUACCAGGGGAACGUAUAGUCCUAGUGCACAAGAAUUUAGCAAUCCGAGGGUAGAGAUGGAUAACGUUAUGAAACCACCGCCUGAAGAGAGAUUGAUAUAAAUUUUAUUCGAUUCAAUUCCAUCGAAACAUGUGCGCUAUGUUAUUUUUGGCCAGUUGAAAUUACUUAUUCGUUACUUUAUAAUCGAAUUAAUGUAUUAAUCAUUGUUUUCCCCGUGUCUGUUGAUACUCAAUGGUAUUGUAGUUUUUUUUUCAUUUUUGUUGUUUGUCCGACUAGUCGAAAGUCCUGCUCAUCUGUAAGACACGGUGUAAUUCUAUCUUUUUUCAAUGUCAUUAAGAAU